AUGUCGAAGCGUGUGCCAAGUUUUGUCGACCUCGCACAUCGAACCGCGGUUACAGGUCUCGUUGGUCUCGGUAUCUGGGGUCUUUGGCUGACGGCAGCAGUAUGGAAGUCUCGUCGCGAUGAGCGUCUGAUCAUCUCCGCUAACGGCGGCCAAGUGCCCAUCUCGCAACAAGCGCUCGCCCUCUCUCAGCAGCAAACCGGCCAGGAUCCAUUCCCCAUCACAAACGAUCCCGCCCACGAGCCGGGUCGCCGCGUAUGA
Molecule: messenger RNA, 258 nt
Organism: Sporisorium graminicola
Lineage: Eukaryota; Fungi; Basidiomycota; Ustilaginomycetes; Ustilaginales; Ustilaginaceae
Exons: 3
Coding region: 1-258 (85 amino acids)
Source: RefSeq, a predicted model, not a curated record